Mya arenaria is the source of this 11839-nucleotide messenger RNA. Its product is annotated as myosin-IIIb-like. Gene Ontology annotation, biological process: protein phosphorylation. The record is from RefSeq and is a predicted model, not a curated record. NCBI's taxonomy places the organism in Eukaryota, Metazoa, Mollusca, Bivalvia, Myida, Myidae. Gene Ontology annotation, cellular component: myosin complex. Gene Ontology annotation, molecular function: protein kinase activity; protein binding; cytoskeletal motor activity. Bases 389 to 6460 code for a protein of 2023 amino acids. The transcript is spliced from 41 exons.
UUUAUCUACAUUAAAUUCAAUUGAUAAACCGAAACAUGUCUCUUGAAUUUGACGGUUGUAAAUAAACUUCUAUUUUAUGCCAGUGAAACAUUGUGCUGUGUUAAAGGUGGAAGAUAAAGUGAGGAAUUUAGAAUGAUACUAGCAAUGACGACGUCACCUAUGCAACAAUUCCCCAUGGACAUUUCUGAUUGGUAACCUAAGCAAUAUUCCAACAAAGUUAUCUUAAGUAUUGGGAAAAUGAGCUUACCAUUAACGUUGCAACUUUAAAAGACCAGCCCCUUGAUUGCUAUCACGGACGCUGUCUCUUUUUACAGCAAAAUUCAUCUGGGUUUUAGCUGAACUUCUUCUCAGGAGUUUAGAGUUUGCCACCCCAGAUCGCUGAGCCACAAUGUUUCGGAUGUAUGACCAGUACAGCUCUGAGAUCAAGUUCUCUGAACUAGAGAACCCAGAGAAAACAUGGGAGCUACAGGAUCUGAUUGGGGAGGGGACGUAUGGAGAGGUGUACUCAGCAAAGAAUAGAAACACUGGUGAGAUAGCUGCGGUGAAGAUCUUGGAGUCGAUACACGAGGUAAUUGAAGAGAUCGAGAUCGAGUACAAGAUCUUGCGUGAUUAUAACGACCACCGGAACAUGCCGCGCUUCCAUGGUCUCUAUUUGAAGACAGGUGACACUGGAACUGACGACCAGCUGUGGAUGGUGAUGGAGCACUGUUCCCGGGGCUCGGUCACGGACCUGUGUAAGAGUCUUAUCGACCGGGGACAGGUUAUAGAUGAGAAGUUGCUGGCAUAUAUCUUGAAGGAAGCGCUCUCAGUGCUUCAUUUCCUGCACAAGAACCACAUUGUUCACCGGGAUGUCAAGGGACAUAACAUUCUCCUUACUGAAGAGGGAGCCAUCAAACUCAUUGACUUUGGUGUAUCUGGAGAGAACAGUUCAACAAUGGGGAAGAAGAAAACCUCUGUUGGUACACCAUAUUGGAUGGCCCCUGAGGUUAUAGCAUGUGAGAGACAGCUAGAUUACUCCUAUGACAUUCGAUGUGAUGUAUGGUCACUGGGAAUCACUGCCAUAGAGAUGAUGGAUGGAGAGCCCCCAUUGGCUGAGAAACAUCCAAUGAGAGCACUGUUUAGAAUUCCAAGAAAUCCACCUCCCAAGAUGAAGAAUCCAGAAAAAUGGUCCGGAGACUGCAAGGAUUUCAUUGCAAAGUGUUUGACGAAGGACUAUGAGGAGCGGCCGUGUGCCUGGGAUCUACUGGACCAUCCCUUCAUCAAACAGUUGCCAGACUCCACCCAACAGUUCAGAGACCAGCUGGUCCAGCUGUCGUCCAAAGUUGAGAGAGUUAUGCAUGAACCUGACGUUACCACAAAACAGGGUCGUCUGAAGUCUCGCAGGUCUCGAUUGGGCGCACCAUCCACGACUGAUGAUCUUACACAACUGGAAGUCUUAGAUGAGGAGUCCAUAGUAGCCCAACUAUUCACCCGAUACUCCCAGAACAUCAUCUACACAUAUAUCGGGGACAUCCUGCUUGCCGUCAAUCCAUUCCACCAACUCUCCAUCUACAUGAGUGAAACGUCACGGCGAUAUCGGAAUGCAGCCAAAGGAGAUAACCCACCACACAUCUUUGCCAUCGCCGACCAGGCUUAUCAGAUGAUGGUCCACCAGAAAAAACACCAGUGUAUUGUCAUAAGUGGGGAGUCUGGUGCCGGGAAAACCAUGAGUGCCAACUUCCUCGUACAGCAACUUACACAACUCGGCAAGGCUCCAAAUCGUGACCUGGAGGAGAGAAUACUGCAGGUUAAUCCUCUGAUGGAGGCAUUUGGUAACGCUCGCACCGUCAUCAACGAUAACUCCAGCAGAUUCGGGAAAUAUCUUGAGAUGUUCUUUACAGUAACUGGGGUGGUUACAGGAGCCAAGAUUACAGAAUACUUACUGGAGAAAUCAAGGGUUAUAUUCCAAGCUCCUAAUGAGCAGAAUUUCCACAUCUUCUACUAUGUUCAUGAUGGCCUGCCAGCGGAGGACAAGAACCAUAAAUACAACCUCAAGGAAAAUGCAAGCUUCAGGUACAUAAAUGAUCACACCAACUCCAGCCCUGACGUUGUGACCUUGUCUGCUAACCGGGUCAAGUUCAAGGCCAUUCAGCACUGCUUCGACAUCAUUGGUUUCAAACAUGAGGAGGUAAGCUCCAUCUUUGGUGUGAUAGCAGCCAUACUGCACAUCGGGAACAUAGACUUUGUGGAGAAAUCCUCACAGACCCACUCUGGUGUUCAUGGUGUAGAAAUGGCGGACAAGGGACUCACUGAUAUAGUUGCUGGCCUGCUGGGUCUCGAAUCCAAGGAUCUUGUGGAAGUGCUCACCACGUCAGGGAUGGUCGCCCGUGGGGAGGUGAUUAUCCGGGAAAACACACACUCUGAGGCACUUGAUGUACGAGAUGCCAUGGCAAAGUCGCUGUAUGGGCGUCUCUUCAGCUGGAUUGUGAACAAGAUAAACAUUCUUCUUCAGCCUGAUAAAAAAGUGUAUAAGGAGGACAGUCUCAGCAUUAUUGGUCUACUAGACAUAUUUGGUUUUGAGAACUUCCCUAGCAACUCAUUUGAACAGCUUUGUAUCAACAUUGCCAAUGAACAGAUACAGUAUUACUUCAAUCAGCAUAUCUUCGCAUGGGAACUGCAAGAGUACGAAAAUGAGGGUGUGGACGGAAGUGCGGUGACCUUUGUGGACAACCGACCCCUACUGGACAUGUUUCUGGUGAAGCCUCUGGGUCUGCUAGCCCUGCUGGAUGAGGAAAGCCACUUUCCAAAGGCGACAGACUGGACUCUUGUCGAGAAAUUCCAUCAGAACAUAAAAAGCUCCCACUACAGUCGGCCCAAAGCCACGGCCAGUCUGACCUUCAUAAUCGACCACUAUGCUGGAUCAGUGAAGUAUGACUGUACCGGCUUUCUGGACAAGAAUCGAGAUCGAUUACCGGGCGAGGUGGGCAAUUUGCUAAGGACCUCGGACAACAGUGUUGUGAAAUCGUUGUUCCAGACUCCACUCACUAAGACAGUUAGCACGGAUUUUACAUUGGGUAAUCUAGCCAGUGGCAGCCUCAAGCCAAGCACCCAAGGAAGCAGCCUCAGUUCCCCCUCCAGUACAGCAACAGGGCUGACCAUAGCCUCAGUACAGAGUAUCAGGAGUCAGCAGACGUCUAGUAUGGGAGGUAGCAGGAUAUAUAAUGCUUUACACAAAUCUCUAAUAACGGGCUCAUCAGCGAUGUCAAUGACACGCAUACAGCAGACAGUGGCCACGUAUUUUCGGUUCUCUCUCAUGGAUCUCCUUGCCAAGAUGGUGGCUGGAUCUCCACACUUUGUCAGAUGUAUACGCCCAAAUGAAAAGAACGCUCCUGACCAGUUUGAUUCUCGCAAGGUGACCACCCAACUGAAGUACACAGGGGUGUUGGAGACAACCCGUAUCAGGAGAGAGGGAUACUCACACAGGAUUCCAUUUGCAGAGUUUGUGAAGAGGUACUCCCUGUUAUUGCUGGGAUCCGGUCCCCGACUUGUUGGUGACCAGCACUCCUGUGAGGUACUCCUGAAGGGACUGAAACUGAAAAACUGGGCCCUCGGCAAAACAAAGGUGUUUCUGAAGUUCUACCACAUUGAGCAGCUCUCUCGGCAGUAUGAGGACAUUCAGCACCGGAUCGUGCGGAUCCAGGCGGUGAUCCGGACCCAUAUCGCUAGGAACAAGUACUACAACUGGAAAUGGAAGCUCGAGAAAUGUGCCCUCGUCUUCCAGAAAUAUGCUCGAGGCUGGAAGGUGAGGAAGCAGUUCCGGAGUGUGUUCACUUCCAGACAACAGGCUGCCAUCAACAUACAGAGAGUUUACCGAGGUCACCAAGCAAGGAAGCAGGUAUUACCCAAGCUGGCUCGCAGACAAGAUGCCGCAGUUAUGAUUCAGGCCUGUUACCGUGGAUACCAGGGUCGACAGCUCGUGCAGCAGGAAAAGCAGAGACAACAGGAGCUUGAGAAAAAGAAGGAACUCAACAGUAUCCUCAAGAUUCAGAAAGCAUUCCGACUUAACAGAGAGCAGAAGAAAAAACCGCCAACUGCACUUGCCAAGAGGAAGCCAACUGCUCAUGUCAAGAGGAAGCCAGACACCAAAGAGGAUGCAGCCAUUCUUAUACAGUCUACAUACCGAAUGUGGCGGUGUAUGACGGUCUACAAACAGCUCACCAAGUACAAGGAGAAGAAGGAACUUCAGAUGAUUUACUUUGGACAACAGGUUGAGGCCUACUCUAGUGAGCUUGAGACCAAACUACUGGGCAACAACACUGGAGUCAAACCCGUGCCAUACCCAGAGUCCCAGACCAUCACCCCACCAUCCCCCGAACCCGGGCCGAGUUCGCUACCCGACGGACAGGGCAAGGGAGGUCGCGGAAAAAGGACCAGUGCCCAGGUUGCUAAGCAGCAGGUGGUUGCGAAGGCGACCCCAGAUCUUGGUGAAGAGAGGCUUGAGCACUUACGGAAGAUGAAGCAACUCAAGUCUCUGCUGCCAGACCAGGAACAAGACUACUAUAACAGACUGAAUCCCAAAGAUGAGAAUGACAACGUAGCCAAGUUUGAUGAAGAAUCAAAAACUCAGGCUUCAAAACUUAAGUUGAAGUCAGUGAUGAAUGAGGAUGUUGAAAGCUACUAUGUCACCAUAGCCAAGAAGUCUGCAACUACCACAGAGAAAGAAGAUGCCAUGAUGUUGGGUGAAACUGCCGCCACCAUGUCGAGCAAACAGAUAGCAGACUGGGAUGCUCCCCUUCAGGACGCAAAACAACGCCUUCUCUCAGCGAGGCAUUUCAUGGAAGAUGGCCUUCUCACGCCUACCUCACCAUCCAUACAAUUAAGCCCCUACCAUUUCAUGUCUGUGUCCCCAAAUCUCCCUCCUGGCCAUAUGGAAAGUUAUUGCCCGUCCCCUCAUACGCUCAACCCACUACCUCAUAAUGUUAUUGAUGCAGUUGUGAAUGACAAGGCCACGUACUAUGACGCUUAUUCGGCCUUAGUCUCGAACCAACAGCCUGCAAUAAAUGACGCACAAACUGUUCCUACCUCAUUGGAUUGCCAAAAUCCAUUUGCUGCUACAAAAAACUGGAUACCCUCUGUUUCUGAAUGUAAAAAUGCGUCUGUAAUGCAAGAGAAAUCUGAUAGCAAAGGAGUUGCACAAGGGAAAUAUGAAACUAAAAAAGCAUCUGAUACCCUUGAAGAUUCUGAAUUCGACUUCAGAUCCUAUUAUAUGCAAGACUCUGAAGUUGAGUCUGUUACAAGAAUGUCAGUAACAAGUGAUGAACUUGCAAUAAACUUCCUUGACGAUGCAAUAGAUGGUUCAUGUUCCCCUUUUAACGCACCAGUUUCACCACAUUUAGGCCUAGAUUUGCAUUCGGAUCAUAUAUUUCUGCAAAAUCAUGAUCGGACAGAAAACACACAAGUAGCAUUUUCAAAUCAGGUAAUGACAACAGUCAUUCAAGUGAGAAAAGAAUCAAAACAACCAAAUACCCAUUUUCAGCACCAAAGAUCAGGGACCCAGAAAGUUAAUGACCAAUCUUCUAGUAGUAGAAACUUUAAUACUCCCCAAAUUUCACAUCCGCAACAAAUUCAAGUGCAGUUAAGAAGCUCUGAUCAGGCCCAAUAUUCACAUCAACACCAACACCAUAGUACAUCUGAUAGGUUUGAAAACAAAGACCAUGACUUAUCACGUACAACGUCCCCUAACUUAAACCCUGACAUACCCCCUGAGGCAUCUGCUUACUUUGAGAAGAAGACAAGGGAAUUGCUUGCUCGGAAAGCAGCUGAAGUUCUCAUUGCUAACGGACAUGAAGACACAUCACAUUUAACCAUAACCGAUACAAUUGAUGACGAUUUAAAAACAGACAGAGAUGAAUUUUAUCAAGAACAGACCAAAGAAGAAUUAAUUGAGACUCUACGGGAACAAUACAGACAGAGUGCAAAGGGAAAAUGGCAAAUUAUUCAGGACUUAUUUCAUGCAGGAAAAUUAUUUUUAAAAGGAGCUCAAAGUCAUACCAAAGAAAGUGAGAAUUUUGAGACAUUCAAUGGACAUAAGAAUCAUGUGACUUCUUCGACCAAUCAAUGGCCUUCUUCCCCAACUCUGCUAGCCAAUAGAAAAACAGUAAUUUCAGUGCAUCAUGGGAAAAAUAAUUUGAAAAAUCAUGACGGUGGUUCAAAGCAAACUUCGAAAGUACAGUUCUCCUCAAGUGAGCCAACUGUCAUCAAUGUCCAUCUCGGCCAAAACGGCAACGGUUUAUUAAGCGCUGUCCAUCAGCAAAAUGCAACAUCUGAGCAAGUGAACUUCAGAAAUUUGCUGCGACGCACGGAUAUAGACCCGGAAACAUUGGUACAUCGUGAACAAGAGGAGGACAAGCCACUUUAUGACUUCCGAAAAAUGUUACGGAAAACUGGCAGGUUGGAGGUCAUUGCAACACCUAGUUCUUGAUGUUGUUAUUCACAACAAAUGGUUGAUUAAGUUCGGUUUCUGUUCAUAAAAGGGGCCCACAUUAGUUUGUUCUCUGGUAAUAUUAUAAUAAAUAUAAAAAGUUUUCCUCAAACCAUAAAGAAGGCGUCAUGGUUUUCUUGAUACGAACAGAUUUCAUUAAGUUGAUGGAAAUUCGCAAAUCAUGCGACAGGAUUCUAUUUUUACCUCUCGUUAUUAACUAUCAUAAUGGACGGGGCUAACCUAAAAAAAAUAUUAAACAUAGCCUAUUGAAAGUCAAUCAUGACAAUGCAUAUGUUCCCCGAACAUAUAACUUGUUCAUCUCUUUAAAUAUGUUAUUCAAACUAGUGUUGGCUUCUUUAAGGUUGGCUUUAUUUUCGCAAACAUUUUUCAAACUUAAACAGAAUUAAAUCCAUUCUAAUUAUACUGUAAAUGCAGAUUUAGAAAAGGACCAAAUUGUUCUAAAAUUAUAGGCAAUAACUAAUCUAUAUAUUGUCUGUGUGAAUUAUAUUGGCUAUACUGCCUUCAGCAUUCGAAGUGUAUCAGUGUAUUAUUUAUAUGACUUAUAUAAAAAGGCAUGUAUAUGUCUGAAGGGAAAAAAAGAAAAUGCCACUUCAUGCCAAAAACAUAUUUGUACAUGUAUGUUUCCAUAGAAUGUCUGCAGUAGAAAUUGUGUUUAAAAUUAAACUAUGCUUUAGUGUAAAGUUUUAAGCAGAAGCUAUGAUUGUUCUACUAUUUCUGCAAUAUGUUAACUGUGAUACAUUGUGGGUUGCUAAAGUGUGUGAAAGGUUCAUCCAGAAAUGUGGUGAGUUGCUGCUUAAAUUAAAAAGCAAUCACUUUUUUUUAACUUUUUCGAUUCGUUGAUGAAAAAACACUGAAGUAUUGUGUUGGGCUUGUUGUCGGCAUUUGUGUUCUGAAGCAAAACCUUACCUUAGCCAAAACUCAAAAUUUGUUCAAGAUAUUACCAUAAGACUUGGUAUAUAUGUUGCCAGAGACAUAUGAGUAGCAAGGCCCAUAACUCUGGCUUCAUAAAUAGUUUAGUUAUUAAUCUGUUUGACAAAAACGGAUGAUGUUUGCACUCGCUUGUAGUACUCCUUAUUUACAGCAGAACUAUACUGUCUUAAAUGUCUCUUAACAGAUCUCUGCCAAUCUGUCAUACAUUGCUUUUUUGUGUUAUUUUUUUUUAGUCAGUUGCAUUAUAUAUAUAUUGAUGCAAUAUAAUUAAGUUUUGUGUAUUUCUUGCACAUUUUCUUUUACAAAACUGUUCUUUUUUACGUAUGUCUGAGUUACAACUGGGAUAUUCUUGUUCAUUUUUAUAUUAAUUUUGCUUAAGUGUCUGGAAAACAGUUAUAUAAAAAGGCUAACUAAAUGUUAGAAGAUAGUUUUUCAUAUGUACGGUCGAAAACUGAUGUUUUAUGGCUAAAAGCGUACUAACACUUUUAAGAAAAUUGAAUGUAAUUUUUUUAACAAUUUAGAUAUGUUUUAUUGUGAAUUAUCUUACAUGACUAAAUUGAAGGCAUUGAUGUCAGAAUCAGCUGGUUCUGAGAUAAUAAUUUAAGAAAUAUCAAAACUGACAAUUUGUAAGAGCGCAACUUUAAAUGCAAGACGAUGAAUGUACCAAGACCUUCUAUAUUUAAAUAUCACUUGAUAAAUUUCUUUAAUUUAAUACUUUACUCAGAAAAAAACAACAACAUUUGUUCACUUAGUUAAAAAUGUUCACUAUUAAAGAUGCUUUAUUGAUAUAGCCGCAGAUCAGUGAUUUCAUACAUCAAUUAGUAAACACAUCCAUUUAAGAGGUUUAUUAACACCAUUAGAUUGAAUAAUCAAGAUUGCACAAGUGGCUUGACGAAGUUCCUGUUAUGUUUAACUUUUUAUACAUUGACAUACAUGUAUAUUGAUCCUGUUUGUCAGUUCAAGUGGUUCACAGGAUCAAGGCAGUUUCUCUGAUGUUUUUAUACAUUGACAAUAAUACAUGUAAAUGCACGACAGAUAUGCAUGUAUGCAUCAUAUUCACAGGGUUUAUUUUUUUUUUAUUUCUGAUGAUCAAAUCUUAUAAUGAUUUGUUAUUAUACAAUAUAUUUGGUCUCAGUGUUACCAGUGGUUUUUCAUAAAAAAUAUUCUAAAUUUUGUUGAGCUAAUUUUAAUGGAAGUGACCAAAGCAAUUGUCGAUUGAAAGUUGCUUUUUCUUUCUAAUAAUACACUGUUGAUCUUAGCAUAAUUUUUUAUAUAUCCAUUAUCCAGUUUAUUAUUAGUUUUGUUGUGUUGUUUAUACCAUAUUGGUCGCUGUCUCAUUAGUGGAUGUCUGUAUAUUUAAAAUAUUUUAUUGUUUUUUUUUAACUGUUUUUAUUAUACCAUGUUAUUUAUUUGUUAUGUAUGUUCUUUAAUUUAUGACAAGGUAUAAAAUAAUUCAAUUAUGAAUUUAACUGCACCAAAGAAAACCCAUCUUUUGUAUUCUGCCAAUUACAUUACAAAACAUUUAUUAAGCUUUUACUGUAACAACAUUCAUAGCCAACAAAUACAUUUUACAAUCUGCAUGAAGGUUUUACAGAGAUGACAUGACAGCGUAUAUCUAGUAUACAGCUAGUAAAGAUGUUAUAUUCAUGAAAUUAAUGGUUUUAUAUUAUCAUUCAAUAGUAUGGUACAUUAUCAAAUACAUGUUGUUAAGAAGUAUUAUUAUUGAUUAUGUUCUAUUAUUCUAUGUUAUUAACAAAGGUACAGUAGUAUUAAUAAACAGAACAUAUACAGACAUUUAAGUUAAAGACAUGACUGUGAUUAUCUUAAGCUAAAAGCAUUAUACACAUAUCUAAGAUAGAUUUACUAUAACAGUACUUUACAUAUGAUAUUGCUAUUGCCAAAUUCAAAUGUAAUUAUGUAUAUAGUAUAUACUAGCUUAAUAGUAUGUACUAGCUUGUUUACUUAAUAUGUUAGAAUCAAGCUAAGAGAUGCCUUUUGUGUUUUUUUUGGUAUAAAUACAAACGUAGUGUAAUAUCCAUUUUCUGAAGAGUUUUUAGUCAUUGGAAAAACGUUAUUUUAUAUGAUAUUGAGAGGGCACAUGCAAAAAAUGUGGGUAUCUGCAUUUGUUGCAUGUAUAUUAUGAGCCUUGAUGACAAUAAAACACGAAAGUUGUUCCACAGAUUUGAGAAGGCUCGUUAUUAUCCCCCGCCGAAUCGAAGAUUUCGGGAGGGGGAUAUUGUUUUGGUGUUGUCCGUCCGUCAUAUCUUACCAUAUACCAUAUCUUGGUAGGCAUUGAUCAGAAAAUGUUCAAACUUGGCCAGAAUGUUACCCUUGAUCAAAUCUCGAACACUUUUAAAAGUGGGUUACAUGGGGUCAAAAACUAGGUCACUAGGUCAAAUCUUAGAAAAAUCUUUGGAAUAUUCUAGAGGCAUUAUAAAUGGUCAAAUAUUCAUGAAACUUAAUCAGAAUGUUUUCCUUGAUGAACUCUUGGUCGUAAAUAAAACUGGGUCACAUAUGAUCGAAAAUAAGGUCACUAGGUGAAAUGUUAGAAAAAUCUUGUCUUGAACCAUAUCAUGGUAAUGAUUUGUCAAGUUAUGUUCUAAAUUGGUCAUGAUGUACCACUUGAUGAAAUAUGGACCACUUAAAAAAUUGGGCCACAUUGGGUCAAAAACUAGGUCAGUAGGUCAAAUCUUAGAAAAAUCUUUGGAACAUACUACAGGCAUUAUAAAUGGUCAAAUAUUCAUAAAACUUAAUUUGGAUGUUUCCCUUUAUCAAAUCUUGGACUUAUUUAAAACUGGGCCACAUAUGAUCGAAAAUAGGUCACAAGGUCAAAUUUUGGCCAGAAUGGAAAUGAUUGGUCGGAUUAUGUUCAAACUUGGUCAUGAUGUACGCCUUGGUGAAAUAUGGACCGCUUGCAAAAGUGGGGCACAUGGGGUCAAAAAUAAGGUCACUAGGUCAAAUCUUAGAAAAAUCUUUGAAACACAUUAGAGGCAAUAUGUAUGGUCUAAUAAUGAUGAAACUUGAUCAGAAUGUUUUCCUUGAUGAAAUCUUUGACAUGUUUUAAACUGGGUCACAUGUGAUAAGAAAUUAGGUCAUUAGGUCAAAUCUUUAAAAAAUAUUGUCCGAAACUAUUUUAUGGUAGUGAUUGGUCGGAUUAUGUUCAAACAUGGUCAGAAUGUUUUCUUGGGUUAAAUUUCGACUGCAUUUUAAAAGUGGGUCAUAUGGUUCAAAAACUAGGUCACUAGGUCAUAUCUUACAGAAAUCUUGGGAACACUCUAGAGGCAAUUCAUCUGCUCUGAUUUCCAUGAAACUUAAUCAGAAUGCCUCGAUGAAAUCUUGGAAUAGUUUGAAACUAGUAGGUCAUGUGGGGUCAAAAAUGAGGUCACUGGGUCAAAUCUUAAAAAAAAACUUGUGGACACUCGUGAGGCUAUAUUUUUUUGCAAUAUAUCUGGACCAAUCUUCAUGAAACUUGAUAAGAAUGUUUGCCUUGAUAAAAUCUUAGAUUAGUUUGGAAAUGGGUAACAUGGAGUCAUAAACUAGGUUUCUUUGUCAAUUCUAAUUGUUACAUUAUAUACAAUAUAUAUUUUUUUUAUUUCAAACAGUUGCAAUCAAACUCAAAAUCAUAUACAUAUAUUUCAUCAACAAUUGAUUUUCAUUCCUUGACUUAGCCCAAUCAAACGGAGGAUAUCAAUUCAACGAAUUUGCUUGUUUAUUUAAAUAUAUGAUAUUUAAACAUAGCAACAAUGGCCAUGAAAUAUACAAAACCAGAGAAAAGCAGGGUUUUUUCAUCAGUGUCAGAGAGCCUACUCAUUGAAGCUUGGCCCAUGAUACUGGCAAGGUACUUGGCGCCAUUCUAAACAUUGGAGGAAUGUGAGGUAUCCCAUCCACAAAUAUGUAAAUAUUUGAUGAACAUAUCAUAUUUAUCGUAUAUUUUGAAAGGCUUUUGUUUGAGAAAAAAAAAACAGGAGUAUCUGGGGUUUGACAUUAGAGGGGGCGGAACUUGUUGGUGUAUUUAGUUUUUGACUUGGGCCCCUCCCUCAGAACCAGAUUUAAAAAAAAGAAUUGGAGGAUUUUAGUCGGGGACACGUGCCGGUUUACAGGUCCAUGAAUAGAUAAUACAUUAGUGCAUAAUCUGAAUCCAAAUACUUUACAAAUGCCAAUAUCAAUUUCAAUAUAAAUAACAUUUCAAAAUAAUGUUAAACAUUAUAAAUGUGUAUAGUAUUGAGUACAUGUAGAAAUGUCAUUGUACCAAAACUUGGUACAAAAUAAUGGCAACUUUUAUUAUUAGCGUUCAUAUAUUUUUUAUAUUCAGAGUUUUAUUUACUUGUUACGGUAUACACUUUGUUCACUUUGUUGUGAUAUUUUGCCAUAAUAUUUAUUUCUGUACAGUUUACCAUUAUAUGUGAAAUGAAUAAACUUAUAAAUGUG